AUGAUGUCGAUGAUGAUCGAUGAUCAUCCGGUACCGAAGUCAUACCGUAUGCCAAUUAAGGGUCUCAGUUCGACCAGUGGCAGUGGCAGUUACUAUCACUGUGAGGCAGCAUACGGUUCUGAGGGAGGCGAUGAUAAAGUAGAUAUACCUGGCUUCUACAGGGGUGAGGCACCUUGA
Molecule: messenger RNA, 177 nt
Organism: Coprinopsis cinerea okayama7#130
Lineage: Eukaryota; Fungi; Basidiomycota; Agaricomycetes; Agaricales; Psathyrellaceae
Exons: 2
Coding region: 1-177 (58 amino acids)
Source: RefSeq, a predicted model, not a curated record